Messenger RNA from Pseudoliparis swirei, 6328 nucleotides. It is a transcript of the gene atxn7l1, whose product is annotated as ataxin 7-like 1. NCBI's taxonomy places the organism in Eukaryota, Metazoa, Chordata, Actinopteri, Perciformes, Liparidae. The coding region runs from base 582 to 3113 and encodes 843 amino acids. The transcript has 12 exons. The record is from RefSeq and is a predicted model, not a curated record.
AGCACCACUCUCUUAACCCUUGUGUUGCCUUCGGGUCAAUAUGACCCGAUUCAAUGUUUAACCCUCCUGUUACCUUUAUAUUUACUAACAUAUUUUACCCUUGAGGUCAAUAUGACCCCAGCUAUUAAAAUCUCCAGAAAAUUAUUAGAAUUAAUAUUGUUUUCCAAGUUUAAGUGUGAGGUACUUUAUGUUUGUUUGUUGACUCCCGAAAGAACACCGACAUUAAACAUUGAAUCGGGUCAAAUUGACCCGAAGGCGACAGAAGGGUUAACAUUGUCCGGAUGAGGUGAGGUUAUGAUCAAAUAAAUCAAUUAUUUGCAAUGUCUGGCAAAUAAUUGCUGAAUGAAACAUCCCCAGUUGUGUUAUUAUCCUCAAUAAUCUGCAACGUAUUAAUAUAUUUCAUGUAUUUGUAGUUGAUACGUCCUCGGUUCUAUUACCCAAUUGAAAGAGCUCAUAUCUAAUGUUCCCCGUACAGGCGGUACGCCGUCAUGGCUGCUCCCUCCACAGGCCGCUGAACUCUUCACCUCGUGCGUAACGUCAGCUGCCCGCCUGUCUCUCGGCGUCUCGCCCGUAACCCUCCGAUGAAUGCCGAGCCCCGCCGAAGCUCCGCGACAACGACGUCGGCAUAUCUCGUUCUUUCGUUUUUUCGGCUGCUGCGUGCGAAGGCGAACGAGAAGACAGGAAGAAAAAAGAAAAAAACAGAAGAGAAGAAGAAAGAAAGAAGAAGAAAAAAACGUCUCUCCGCAAAGCAACAAGAAGGAAGAGCAAUGGCGACACUGAAUCGCCAAAUACCAAGUCCGGAUACCUUCCUCUGCGAGCCUCGGUCUUCCUUCGUCAGUGCGGCUAAAUUACGUUUUGUUGACAACUCGUGCUCGGACACCAGCGACACGGAGCUGUACCGCCGCGACGAAGCCGUGAGCCUCGGCAAAGAAGGUGAGGGAGUUGCGCUGACAGAGAUGCUUGGCUACAGAGCUCUGGAGGAUUGUUGUCUUGUUGUCUGCCAUGUCUGCAAUCAGGUGGUCACUCCUCAGGGCAUCCUCACACACUACGAGAAGCACCACGGCUCCCCUGCUCCCUCCAGGAGCCUCCUGGUCCCCAUGAAGCCCAAAGCAGCUGCAGUGGCCCCCGCUGGGGCUCCCGGCCCUCGGGACACGCUGGCCUUCAGGGUCCCGAAAGAUUACCCUCACUCGCGCUUCAGUAAGGCACCUCUCGCGGUCUACCCGCCAAAGGGGGCCCGGAACAUGCCGUGCGUGUCUCUUCCCGUCGUCAGCCUGGAGAAGAUGCCCUGCCUCAGCCGCGCCGACGCCGCAUCACACGUGCGCCUCACCAUCUCCUCUCCCUCCCCCCUCCUCCCUCCCUCCCUCACUCCCCCGGCCUCCCAGCGGUCCAGCGAGAAGCUCGUGAACGGCCGCGGCGCCGGCGGGCCGUGCGCGCCGCGCGCCACCGCCUCCCCGUCCUCUCUGGACGGGGUUAGGGUUAGGGACGGGCGGCUGUCGUCGACGCCGUCUCCUUCCACGCUGGACCGUAAACCCUUCCCGUCACCUUCGCCCUCUCACCGAUCUGGCGCUCUGCCGCCGUCGCCGCCAUUGGAGAAGAAGAACCAAAACGGGACUAAGACUCCCUCCAGGUCGCAGAAAAGACUUUCAGGGAGGGUAUUUGAUCCUAACAAGCACUGUGGAGUCCAGGACCCUGAAACUAAGCGACCCUGCACCAGGUCUCUCACCUGCAAGACUCACUCCUUAACCCACCGGCGAGCCGUCUCCGGACGAAAGAAGCACUUCGACAUCCUCCUGGCCGAACACAAGGGUCGGGCCAAGGUCACCGUGGGAGCGAAGGAGAAAGACGGGGACGGAUCGCUGGGAGGGAAGGAAGGCAGCAGCCCGAGUUUCACGCCACAAGAGGCCCCGAGUCCCAGCAAGCCCCACUGUCCGAAUGGAGGCCCUCUGUCCACGCUGAAGCUCAGGCUGGCGAAUGCACACAGACCCAGGGUUCCAGGCUCCACCACCUCCACCUCCACCUACCGUAGUUCUCUGCCUCCAGCACCAGCACCUGCCCCCAACUCGGAGCCUUCUCCCCACAGUGCGGGGGCGGCAGCAGAAGACGGCGGUCGGCUCUCCAGUGACGAGGGAGACGCAGAGACUCCAGAGGACCCUGACAGACCGGCCUUUCACUCCUCCCAUCGCCACCCAAAGCCUUUAGGGUUGUGCGUAUUCAGCAGCAGGCUCAUGGGACGAGGUCACUACGUGUUCGACAGGCGAUGGAACCGGAUGAGGCUGGCGCUCCACAACAUGGUGGAGAAACACCUCAACGCACAGAUGUGGAGGAAGGUGCCUUUGGCGGCUGAGAGCCUCCUCGCCCUCUCCUCCUCUGGUACCUCCCCCGUCACUUCACAACAGACUCCUUCUCCCUCCUCCAUCGCUUCAUCUCACCUGUCGUCCCCCUUCAACUCCCUCUCCUACCCCACCACACUUCCUCAGUCUGCAUCCAUGGCACGGAUGUUCAGCAGUCGAGACGCUCCGCCGCCCGCCGCUCCGGGUAAAGCCCGUAAUGGCACGCACAGAGCCAGCCGCCCAUCCGAAGACAUGGAGGACUCUGUGGUGGGAUCUAAGAGGAGAGCAAACUCCUCCCACGCCACCUCCUCAUCCUUCUCUCCUUCUUCCUUGUUUCCGACUGUGGAUGAUGUUAGGAGGAACGGCAGCAGCUAUCGGCCAACGUUGCAAGCUUCGGGGGGGGCGGCAGCAAACCCGGCCAGGAAAAGGGGCGGGGCAGGUGGGCUUUGGAGCGGCGGAGAGGACCGGUCGUCCAGAGCUGAUGGGUCUCAAAGUCACAACUCACAGAACAGUCGCGAUCUUGGCACAUCCAGUAUACCCCACUCGCCCAGCAGGGAGCCUGCCUCCGCCCCCCAUCGGCCCCUGGCCAUCCCCUCCGGACCUUUGGCUUAUGGGGGAGGAGCAGAGGGGAGGAAGAGGAGGAGUCCCAGCUCCUGCAGAGGGAAGACCAGCAAGCUGAGUAGGCCGGGCGGGUUGGAGAGCCUCUUUGGGAAUGGGAGCGACAGCGUGGGAAUAUUGGCUUCAGGGCCCGAGUCCCCGAGACGGACUAAGUUGCAUCACUGACGGGAAGCCCGUUGCGUUGGGCAGACUGUUGGGCAGCUGUGCAGACCACCACCGUUUGUGACCUUUGACCUCACCACUCUUCCACUGACUGCGCCAAUCGGACUGCUUCCUCUCGCCGAUGUCACCUCUGCUCAUCCAAUGGCAGUUCAGUUCAACCUGGGAGCCCGGCGGUCACUUCCCCUCUCCACUUUGUAAUUGUGGAUCUUUGGGAUGGAAAGCUGCCUUGCAUCAGCGCGGUCGCCGUCUUUUCCGAACAAAUCCAAAAACUCAUCCUACGAAAAGGGAAUUUGCCUCACGAAGAUGUAAAGGCAUUCGUUUUGAUAUCACUGCUGUACAAUUUUUUUUGUGGAAAACUUGGUUGUUCUGACCAUUUCCCUGGUUGCUGUGUCUGGUCAGCUAACGAAGAGAGAGUGUUUUUUGGGAGUGAGACGGUGAGACUCCUGUAGGACCCAGCCGUCAUCUAUACCAACGUUUUGCUUUUCCUCAGAGAUGGAAGAGAUGAGCAGCUUUCGUUUGGGUUUCGUCAACAUGGCUCCAAUUUUUAUUGAUUCCCUUUUCCACCCCAGCAUGCCUGAGUUCAAAGUGCCUCCUGCUUCAUGGACUCCUGAGCAGUCGCACAAGGACCUGUUCACACGAGGGAAGGGAGAAAAAAACUAAACGUGUGUUACCAACGACGGCGCGUCAAUGCAUUGUAUUUUAAUAUCGGAAGAAAUCCGAUAAUUUUUGAAGAUUUUGUUUUUUCUCCGUUCUGGAUUCAAAUGUUGCAAGAAACAAACGUGGACUUGCAUCCAAACAGGAAUUAUUACUGCGGUGUUGGACCUUUCUUUUUGUUUCUCCAAUAAUGUAUCGUUCCUCAAUGAUGUCGCUAUUCUAACUGAACCUGGAUGUUCGAGCUACAGAGACUUUUUGAGCAAAAUAAAUCCUUUCUAUGGCAUUUUUAAGAAAUGCUGAAAGUAUUAUAAUGGAUCAUACUGUUGAAAAUGUGUACAUAUCUGUUAUUAUGUUUGUAUUUAUUAAUAAUGGUCCCCUUUGACACAAUAUGAGCCCAACAGAGUAUGUCGCCCUACUAUCUAGGUCUGUGUUUACUAUCAAUGAGAUCGGCCGAUUCUCUCCAAAUCUUAGUUUUUUUUAAGUAGUACUACUUAAUACUUUCACACAGCUAAACUUUGCCUGCUGCGGACCGAUAAGAACAACAACAACCUGUGGUUCAGUUCUAAAAAUAUGUUGUGUUCUGUAAAGUGUUUUUGUCAAUGAUCCAAGAUAUGCAGCGACAGAUGUCAGCCCAACUGCUAAUUUAAUUGGCAGCGGCUUCCAAGAGGAAAGCAAACUGUCUUUUUCCAAAGAUUUAACUGUGAGGUUUUUUCUGGGUCUGUCUUGCCUGAAAAUCACAGACCUUUUUUUUUUUUUUUUUGCAGCAAUGAGCAGAUUCCCAUAAACGGAACAGAAAUAAUGUUACCCUCCUGACUGCUUUUGAGUCUACUGAAUUGUCACUGUUCCAGGGAGAAUACACUACAUACUCAAUACCUGCAAGGAAGUACGAGUUUGAAAUGGGACGUAGCCACGGCCUUCAUUAGCAGGGGGGGGAUUACUCUGUUGCCUUGACGAUGGCCCAUCACGUGAGGAAGGGCUCUGGCUACUGGACCAUGAGUUGAGAGUUAUUUGGUCUAACUGUUAUUUCUAAGGUUAAUCACGAACCGUCACGCUCGAUUAUCUUGUAUUUUGAUGGAAGAAUGGUGGUCCAAAAAUUCCCAGCAGGUUUCCAGUAUUUCUUCACAUUUAAAAAAAAGAAGAAAAAAAGUGUCUUUUGAAUUGCUCUCAAAAGCCUCAAAGCACUAAUGAUGAAUGAAUUGUAUAUAGUCGCUGGUGUUUGUGUUCCGCGUUUCCCAAGUGCUUCCCAUGAUGACACUUCAGUCAUCGCCGUGUGAGAUCGGUCCAGUGAUACCGACUCGUGGUCUAUAUUUUAUGGCGGACACGUGGUUUAUCAGGUACCCGCGGUGUGCGGGUAACUCGUUAACAUGUUAGUUCUCUGUUUUAAUGCAACGUACCAACACGUGGUUCAUGUUGGUUUAAUGGCUGAAAACCAGGGUUUUGGUGGGAAUUAAAGUGUUUCCACUCUGUCUCGGCUCACGUGGAUCUACAGAGCAAAAAGCUGAGAUGUGUUGGGGAAAUCCCACCAUGACGUACUGUUUAUGGGAAUGGGAAGUUGCAGCUCAAAUUUAAGUUCAUGAGUUUCAGAGCAGUUGUAUUUUUAUAUUUUCUGUUGGGUUUUAUAGAGGUGUUAACAUUUGUAUUUAAUUUUUUUAAAGCCUCCCUGUUGCUUCUUGUUUGUACUUUGUCGUAGUGCCCCAGAUCUUUAAUCGACGUCUAUUUAUAGAAAUAUUUUAGAUAUUCGAAAACAAAUCCACAUCUAUAUAUUUGUAAAAGAGUUUCUGGUAACGACAGUAAAAGAAGAUGACGAUUAUAUUGCCGGUGACCGUUAGUUGUGUCUGACCCAGACUGUGUUGAGGGUCGCGGUGUGUUCACUGUCACUGAAAAUGGAUUUCCCAUCAAAACAACUGAACACUUGCUGUAUACAAAAGAAAUGACUUAUAUCCAAGCUUUUAUUAAAUGAAUGAAGUUGGUUGUCGUUUUAUUUGUAAAUCAAAAUGCAGCUUUGGAAUUGGAGGGAAAGUGUUUGUAGUGCAUUUGUUGACUGUUUUCUGUGUACAGAUCAUUGAUACCAGACACAAAAUGUUUGUGUUAUUGGAGCAGAGCGAAUAUGUCUAGUCAGUGUGUUUUUUUUGAAAGAAAAGUUUCAAUUAUAUAGUUUGUGCUUCAUUCUUUACCCGAUGCAUCUUUAAUUGCCCUUUUUAUUCCUCAAACACUGCCGAGUGCUGUCUGCUGCCACGCUAUAAUCUGGGGAAAUGUGCGACCCCUGUGCUUUCAAAGAUGUCGGACUCCUUCACACUGACUGCUCUUGUGUGUCUUCACCAACGUGUUGCGGGUCAGCCAGUCCACUGCCGGUGGUCCACGCUGAAACGUCUCAACACAUGUUGGAUGAAGAGGGCCGAUUCUACUGACUAGCGCCUCCAGCAGGUUGACGUUUAGGGCUUUUCUUGAAAUGGCUCGUCGAAUAUUGCGAUCGAUUGCCAUCAGAUGUGUUACAAAUAUUCAUAUUUUUGUGUGAUUGAACCAGAAUCCUUCUUCUGCAACAAUAAAGGGAAAGAGGAUCUUGA